ACAGCCCAAACUCAGAAUUGCAUCUGACAAGCAUGGCCCGAGUCCUGGUGCUUGGCGGAACGAGCUACGUGGCGCAGUUCGUUCUGCAGCGCCUGCAGCAGGACGGUACGCUUCGGGUGGUGAGUGGAGAUGCCGUGGAGGAGAUUGAGGCUGUGGCGUGCACUAUUCGCAGUCAGCCUUUUGCACCUCUUCCUCCGGGAUUCGUGACGGUUAAAGCUGAUUCCGCCCCAAUGUCGAAGCGAGUUGUGCGCGCUUACUGGCAAGUGAACGUGCAGGAUUUAAGAACUCUCGAUAACUGCAUCGAGGACUUCCGUCCUACUGUGGUUAUCAAUUGCGCAGCGAUUUCGUCUCCUGCAGUUUGUCAGCAGGAACCGGAGAAAGCAUCCGCCAUCAACGAGCCUCGAGGUUUGGUGGCUUUGUUGGGCGCUCUGACCUGGCCAGUCCGAUUUGUGCAUUUGUCGACGGAUUUUGUCUACGAAGGAACUCAACCAAACGGUGCGAGUUAUCACGAGGAUGAUGCCAUCUUAUCGCCAGACUUGUCGGCGUAUGGUUCGGGCAAGCUACGCUUUGACCAUUUCCUGUUAAAGCGCGACAGCUCAACACACUUGCAAGUGUGGAUUCUUCGCAUUGCGAACGUCGUUGGACCAGGAGCUCCAUUAUUCCCAGACAAAAGUGCUCCAAAAUUCAUGGAGUGGCUUCAUCAUCAAUUAUUCCAACUCGAGAACGCUGCACCUUUGAACCUGUGGAGUGACGAGUUCCGUUCGUACCUCUACGUUUUCGACCUGAUUGAGAUCAUGUUCAAACUUUUGGCGAUCGACCCCAACGAACACACUACUCUAGUCAACGUCGGUGGUGUGGAGUCACUCUCGCGCGUAAAACUUGGUCACAAGUAUCUUGCUGCCACUGCAAAGCACAACCCGAAAGCAAGUGCUGCGAUAUCGAGACACAUUGCGCCAACAUCGCGAGCUCAAGUCGACUUGGGAUACCCCUCACCGCUCAACACGAAGCUCAAUACUUCGCGUCUCGCAAACCUGCUACCUAACUUUAUGUGGACACCGACAGAUAAAUUCCUAGACGAGAUCAGUCGCAGUUUUCUUGCUUGAAAAUGUUAUUCAUUCAGGCAUUAUUCCUGUGCAUUUGUUAGCGUGGGGAUAGAAACGAAUGAGCAGAACGAUGGUCGUCAACUUACACAACAAAAGCGCGCCCCAUUCGCGCUGAUGAAGACACCUCUCCAGUUACUGGAUCUCCAUCAAGUUGCCCAUGCUCUGGCGGCCUUUUUCAAAAGCUUGAACGAUAGGGUCUUGCUCACGGCUGCCCGAGUAGACGAAGUCCGCGUCGCACAGGGCGAGGGCGUGGCAAGCUUCGCUGGGACUUUUUCCCUCGCGCAUGAGCGACACCAGCUCAUCGAACUUGGAAGUUAGCGCAUCGCAGCGAGCACGCGGAGGCAGCACAGUGCACAUGGUUUCCAGUGUCAUCUUGGCUUCGCGCAAGGCCUUCUCGUUAUUCUUGGCGUACUCCAAGAGGUCAGCAGUGUACUCACAGAACAAGCAGCCCACAGACAUCGACUUCUGCUCAGGCACUUCCGCCACAGGUGCAGGGCCACACUCUGCAAUACGCGUGCAAAUCGUAUCCACAUAUUCGUUCUUCUUCAGCGAAUCAAUGAUCGCGUCUUGGUGCUUCAUGAGCAACUCACACUGUGUCAUCCAAGAAAUAAAAGUCGUUAGGCACAUUG
Messenger RNA from Phytophthora nicotianae INRA-310, 1732 nucleotides. RefSeq lists its product as hypothetical. The transcript is spliced from 4 exons. NCBI's taxonomy places the organism in Eukaryota, Oomycota, Peronosporomycetes, Peronosporales, Peronosporaceae. The coding region runs from base 33 to 1103 and encodes 356 amino acids. The record is from RefSeq and is a predicted model, not a curated record.